Thalassophryne amazonica is the source of this 2685-nucleotide messenger RNA. RefSeq names its product SUV3-like helicase (gene supv3l1). The transcript is spliced from 16 exons. The record is from RefSeq and is a predicted model, not a curated record. Gene Ontology annotation, cellular component: mitochondrial degradosome. NCBI's taxonomy places the organism in Eukaryota, Metazoa, Chordata, Actinopteri, Batrachoidiformes, Batrachoididae. Gene Ontology annotation, biological process: RNA catabolic process; mitochondrial RNA 3'-end processing. Gene Ontology annotation, molecular function: RNA helicase activity; ATP binding; hydrolase activity, acting on acid anhydrides. The coding region runs from base 172 to 2463 and encodes 763 amino acids.
ACGAGCCUGUCCCACGUUGUGCGCCAGCAGGAGUUUGACCGUCCUCUGCUGCAUGCUAAUCUGUUUAUACGCUUCUCCAGACGACAUGAAGCGAAUAUAACAAUAAUAAAGUGAGUGUGACAACUUCUCUACAGCCGGAGUUCCUAUCAGCUUUCUAAGUUUGUUCGGAAGAUGUCAGUGAAGCGCUGUGUGCCUUUGUUGUGCCGGCUGCGACGCCACAUUAGCUGUCGUGUGUCUGCGGUGUCGGGCUUCAAACAUCACAGCAGAAAUCACUCUGAAAACGGCUCUUCGAUCAGACCACCGGACACUUCGCUUUUUAUGCCCGUCACCUUGAAGACAAAUUCGUCUGCAGACAGCGGUGUGGGCGCAGAGCUGAGCCAGGCGCUGGAUAAAAAUGAACUACUAAAGAUUGUAAAUCGGUUUUACAAGAGGAAAGAGAUGCAGAAGCUGGGAGGAGAGCAUGGUCUCGACGCUCGGCUCUUCCACCAGGCUUUUAUUAGCUUCAGAAAUUUUGUUCUGGAAGUAGAAUCACUUCCAGCUGAGCUUCACGUCAUCCUCAGUGACAUCUGCUGUGGAGCAGGCCAUGUUGAUGACAUCUUCCCAUAUUUCAUGCAUCAUGCUAAGCAAAUCUUUCCAAUGCUGGACUGUAUGGAUGACCUGAGAAAGCUCUCUGACCUCAGAGUUCCUGCCAACUGGUAUCCUGAAGCUCGUGCCAUUCAGAGGAAGGUGAUAUUCCAUGCUGGUCCCACCAACAGUGGAAAAACGUACCACGCCAUCCAGCGCUACCUGGCUGCUAAGUCAGGGAUCUACUGUGGUCCUCUGAAGCUUCUGGCACAUGAAAUCUUUGACAAGAGCAACAGUGCUGGUGUACCAUGUGACUUGGUAACUGGAGAGGAGAGAACCUUCGUGGACCCAGAGGGUCGCGCAGCUGAUCACGUGGCCUGUACCAUCGAGAUGUGCAGCGUCACCACGCCUUAUGAGGUGGCUGUAAUCGAUGAGAUUCAAAUGAUCAAAGAUCCUGCCAGAGGUUGGGCCUGGACCAGAGCACUGUUAGGUCUCUGUGCAGAGGAGAUCCAUGUGUGUGGGGAACCUGCAGCCAUAGCCUUCAUAACAGAACUGAUGUACACCACAGGAGAGGAGGUGGAGGUCCAUAAUUAUGAGCGAUUAACUCCAUUCACCAUCUUGGAUCAUGCUUUGGAGUCGUUGGACAACUUGAGACCAGGGGACUGUAUUGUCUGCUUCAAUAAAAAUGACAUUUACUCCAUAAGCAGACAGAUUGAGGCAAGAGGUCAAGAAUGUGCCGUCAUUUAUGGGAGUUUACCUCCAGGCACCAAGUUGUCCCAGUCCAAAAAGUUCAAUGACCCUGAUGACCCAUGCAAGAUUCUUGUUGCUACAGAUGCUAUUGGCAUGGGCCUCAACCUGAGUAUAAAACGUAUAAUCUUUAACUCCCUACUAAAGCCAAUUAUUAAUGAAAAAGGGGAGAAACAGAUGGACACCAUCAGCACAUCGCAGGCUCUGCAGAUAGCCGGUCGCGCUGGGAGGUUCUCCUCCAAGUUUAAAGAGGGAGAGGUUACCACCAUGCACAGAGACGAUCUGCCGAAGCUGAAGGAAAUACUGAGCCACACGGUCGACCCCAUAGAGAGUGCAGGACUCCAUCCUACUGCAGAACAGAUAGAGAUGUUUGCUUAUCACCUUCCUGAUGCGACACUGUCCAAUCUUGUUGACAUAUUUGUCAGUCUCUCUCAGGUGGAUGGUCUGUAUUUUGUCUGCAACAUUGAUGACUUCAAGUUCUUGGCUGAUAUGAUUCAGCAUAUUCCACUGAACCUGAAGUCGCGCUACGUCUUCUGCACUGCUCCCAUCAACAGGAAGCAGCCCUUUGUUUGCACAUCCUUCCUAAAGUUUGCCCGUCAGUUUAGCAGAGAUGAACCCCUGACAUUUGAUUGGGUAUGUCGCCAUGUUGGCUGGCCUCUGGCUCCACCCAAAAAUAUAAAAGACCUGGUUCACCUGGAGGCUGUUCAUGAUGUGUUUGAUCUUUACCUCUGGUUAAGUUACCGGUUCAUGGACAUGUUUCCGGACACGACCGCAAUUCGAGAAAUUCAAAAAGAACUGGAUGACAUCAUCCAGCAGGGUGUGCGAAAUAUCACACGCCUCAUCCGAGCCACUGACACGACCAGCGCUAACCCAGUACAGCCACAGAACAGUGGGCAUGGCCAAAACCACUCUGCUGAAAAGAGUGGGGGUGACACCAAUCAGUCCCCCAGCAGCAGCAGCAGAGGAGGAAGAAGAGGCAAACAGGCGGCAGCCAGUUCUCUCACAGGUCGCCUGCUGAGAGACGGGCUGCUGACGCCUGACCUGCUCCGGCAGCUGCAGAGCGAGUGGUCAAAAGAGCAGAAGCAGGAACUUGGCAGUCAGCACGCACCUAACGCAGAACACCACAGUAGGAAAAACGCAAAGAGAAGAUGAACAAGGAGAUCAUACUGUUGGCUGUAAUUACUGUUCCCAUGGAAACCAGCAAGAGGACUUUGAGUCAGUCUGAUGGAAACCUUUGAUAGCAUCUGGUAUUUUGUAAUAAAACUUUUGAAGGAGAUAAAUAGGAUUAACUUGUAUAUUCUCAGCAUGAUGUUGACCAAAAUGUCCUGUGUACUCCAGCUAUUAAAAAAAAAAAAUAAAAGAUUUAUAUGAAAU